Messenger RNA from Cotesia glomerata, 1362 nucleotides. Its product is annotated as ankyrin-1-like. The record is from RefSeq and is a predicted model, not a curated record. The coding region runs from base 22 to 1362 and encodes 446 amino acids. Gene Ontology annotation, molecular function: protein binding. The transcript is spliced from 5 exons. Lineage: Eukaryota; Metazoa; Arthropoda; Insecta; Hymenoptera; Braconidae.
UUAAUCAAUAUUCCAAUCAAAAUGGAAGAAAUUGAUAAUUAUAAAGAAUUUAAAAAGUUAAAAAUUCUGGGUGAAAAGAAUUACGACGAGGUUUGUGAAGAAAUAAAAGCAGGUGGAUUGUCGAAGGAUGUCGUACUGAAAAUUGGAGUGCAAUAUAAAUAUCUUUUUAGCCAAUAUCACUUCAAUUCGGUAGACAUACGUGAUUGCCUAUUCCCACGUACAGUUGCAAUGUCAAUAAUUCAUGUUGCAAUAGCCCUGAAUGAUCAAGCAAUGAUAGAUCACUUGUUAGCUUUGAAUUGCAAUCUCCAGGCGACGACAGGAUACGGAUAUUCAGUAUUGCAAUUUGCUGUCAUGUGUAACAAGUUGACAACUGUCCAGAAAUUAUUAGCUACUGGUAUUGAUACCAAUAAUCUAGGAGAAGAUCUCCAAUUGCUAUUAGUAACAGCCGUCGAUUCUAACAAUUUGGAAAUGGUGGAAUUGUUAAUCAGUCGCGGUGCUCAAGUCAAUGUCGGUAAAUUUUGUCACAUUAACGAGUCACCUUUCGGUUGUGCUGUCGCUGAAUCUAAUGUGAAGAUGAUGGAGCUCCUAAUUAGUCAUGGUGCUGAUGUUAAUUUAAUGAUGUCUGGUAUAACCUUAGCCCGGACAGGCACACCUUUGAUGGCUGCUUGUUUUUUCAGAGAUACAAUGGAUUCAGUAGAGUUAUUGUUGAAUCAUCCAUAUAUUGACAUCCAGGCUGUUGACAACUUUGCUGAAAGUUGUGUAUUUGUUGCUGCUAGAAACGACCAAUUGAAAAACUUACAGUUGAUUCUAAACACAAAUAUUGAUAUAAAUACUAAAAAUAUUUAUAACAAGCUGCCGGUAAAUGUUAUAUUGGGUCACAAUUUUGAGUUCGAUAUGUUUGGAAGAAUUUUUCUUAAAUAUUCAAUAAAACGUCAUAUUGUCAAAUUGAUUGUCGCUGGAUUUUAUGUCUGUGAAGAAAACAGAGAAGCUGUUGAAGAUGAAAAAUUUGACAAUUUGCGAGCUGAAUGUUCUGAAGAAAUCCAACUGAUGAAGAACACCAAAGAAUUGUCCACCAACUGGUCCUACUUCACGAUUCUUAGGAGUUCUCAGCACACUUUGGCUCUCCGCUUCAAACACGUCGAAGUUUCUGUUGAUCAAGUAAAAGGGUGGAUUGAAAAAUUCCCACUCUACGGAGAAAUUCUUGCGUUUCACGUAAAAAAGGCUCUGCAGCGGAAGAUGAUACUUGAACGCACAGACCAAGUGCUAUUUGAAUUACACAGUGAAAGUUAUUUAGAAGAUAAAUUAAUAGUUGGUGAAGACAAUAUAGUCAGGUAUCUCGCGGUCCUGUCCUCGCACUCAUAA